GGCGGGGUCAGCUCUUCCUGCUGGUUAAGUGGGAUAAAGGAUGUUCCCAGUCUGUUAUAAGGAAACUCUUGAGCACCAAGGAUAUGAUCAUUGCUGAGGAGUACAGUGAGGACCCUUAGGAAGGACCAGCAGGCUGUUGAUGGAGAAGUGGGCGGAUGACAGCCGGGACUGUGGUCAUCACUGGGGGCAUCUUGGCAACUGUGAUCCUCCUCUGCAUAAUCGCUGUUCUGUGCUACUGUCGACUCCAGUAUUACUGCUGCAAGAAGGACGAAUCCGAGGAGGACGAGGAGGAGCCCGACUUCGCUGUGCAUUCUCACCUGCCGCCCCUUCAUUCCAACCGCAACCUUGUGUUGACCAACGGGCCAGCUCUCUACCCGGCUGCCACCACCUCUUUCAGCCAAAAGUCCCCGCAGGCCCGUGCCCUCUGCCGCAGCUGCUCCCACUACGAGCCGCCCACCUUCUUCCUGCAGGAGCCAGAGGAUGACGACUUUGAGGGCGUGCGCAACGGCGGGGGCCGCGUGGCCUACAAAAGCAUCAGCCAGGAAGAUGUGGAGCUGCCGUCCGCGAGCUUCGGGGGCCUGCAGGCGCUCAACCCCAACCGCCUCUCUGCCAUGCGGGAGGCCUUUUCCCGAAGCCGGAGCGUAAGCACUGACGUGUGACGGGCCUCUAUCCUGCUGAGGCACCGAGCCCUGGGUCCUGAGAUCAUGACAGGAUACCCGCGGCACACUCCAGCCCCAUCUCCAGACCUCUGCUCAGCCAGUCUUCCCUGUAUCCUUGUCCUAGGGGCUCCGGGAAUGAGGAACCCCUGGGCCCUCUACAAGGAUAAAGCCCAAUGAACCAGAUGUGGCAGCUGUGAGUAGGGACAGCUGUCACAAGAAGGGAGGCAAGGGACAGGAGGGUAAGGUAAGGCUGCGUUGGGGCCCAGGGGCCUGGUCCUAUUUCCAGGAAGUGAGAAGAUGGAUACUGUCUCUAGCAACUAGUCUGUCUCUGGCUUCAUGGUCUUAGCUGUCAGUCCCUCCCCAGACCUUGGGCUUCCUACCUUGCUUAAGUGGUCUCACCGGUUGCCAGUGACCCUACAAGCAUGAACCUUCCUUAGAGACUGUGGACCAAAUAAAUAUUCUGUCCCUUCACCCCAUCUCCCCUUUCCCAUCCUUCUCCCCACCCUCUCUUCAUUCCUUCUCCGAGCCUCUCUGCCUCAUGCCCCUGAACCUAGAUACCAAGCAUCUGCCCCAAGAUUGAGAUGCCCAUUGCUCUGGCUUCCUCAAGAUGGACAAGUCUCCCUGUGAGGAGGGAGAGUGUAGGAGUCAUAGUGUACGUGGACGCUUGCUCUACCCAGUCUGCUCUUUCCUGAGAGAAGAGGCGUACACACAGAGGCCCUUGCUCUGGGAGGGUUUGACACUAAAAUUUACACAUUGGGCGCUUAGCCCUAAAACCCAUACAUCUGACAGACAUCCAGUGAGGUUGCAGAAGCACUGGAGGUGACCCGGCUAUGCACUAGAGGUCUCAGGUGUUGACUUACUGUGACUCUUAGGCAGACCAGCCCAUCCACGGGCUUCCCUCCCCAUGCAUGUAGUUUUGGGGGGUGGGGGACUGGCUGCAGAAAGCCCUUUGAACUCUGGUCCUCAGUGGGUACUAAGGUCCUUUGGGGAAGCUGAGCUAUAGACCAUCUACUUCCUGUUUCCUGCUCAGAAUGAGGGACUGCAGGCCCAGUCAGCCAGAGCUUGCUGCCCCUGUAUGAAAGUCCUGUCUCCACUCAUGCUGCUCCAAGCCCCCAGCUGUCUGAGAAAUCAGCGUCAGGUGACCAAGAUGCUCCAAGCCCAGAGCCCUAGCCAUAAGGAAUGCAGUUCUCCUGCUCCAAAAAGAGACAACUAUUCUUGGCAGCAUAGCCUCAGUUUCCUUCCCCUCGGGGCAUCUUUCAUCCCCAGGCCCUGCCGUGGAGCUCCAGACGGAGCAAGUGUCCCCAUGAAGGUGCCUUCCUGUAGGACAGUGGCCACUCCUGAGCCAGAUCCCACAGCAGAGACCUCCACACUCAUUACAGGCAGCUGAACCAUGCGAGUGAGGACCUGCUGUCUUUGGCAUUCUGAAUUCUUUCUCCUUUUCUUUUUCCUGCCUCAGUUUGGUCUUGCUAACAGAAUCUACCCUUAGACUCACAGACGUCCCCAACCUACUUCUUCCCCCUCUGCUCUCUUUGUCCCAUUCUAUCCAUCCUGUGGCAUCGUCCUGUGCACUGCUUGGGGUAUGGGUGAGGUAGGGAGGGGUGCUCUGGGCUGUUCUGUCUUCGCCUCCUACCCCUCCCUUUUAACCUCCAUCAUCUCUGUAUAGAUCCAUAGACAUUUUCAAAGUGGAUUAAACAUCUGUCCCUAUCAAUCAGCACCACCACGGGACCUGCCAGGGGCCCGCACAGCACCCUGGAGAAAGCAAAAGCCAAUAAAUUUGUUUCCCACA
This is a messenger RNA of Rattus norvegicus (Norway rat), 2445 nucleotides long. The record is from RefSeq and is a predicted model, not a curated record. Lineage: Eukaryota; Metazoa; Chordata; Mammalia; Rodentia; Muridae.